Phytophthora infestans T30-4 is the source of this 261-nucleotide messenger RNA. RefSeq lists its product as uncharacterized. The record is from RefSeq and is a predicted model, not a curated record. The transcript is spliced from 3 exons. NCBI's taxonomy places the organism in Eukaryota, Oomycota, Peronosporomycetes, Peronosporales, Peronosporaceae. The coding region runs from base 1 to 261 and encodes 86 amino acids.
AUGUCGGAUGACCCAUGGAAGCCAAUGCGUGCUCAAGCUAACAGCUUUAAUGAUCGCCGACGUGGAGUAGUUUCGCCAGACAGCCUCGCGAGAUAUCCAAAACAGUACAUGAAAGACUGGUUUUCGAUUGGGCCUUCUCGCGGCUCAUUCAAAAUGCUACAAAGCAAAACUUCAAAAGGCCAGCCAAUGUAUGCACUUUGUUGGGCCGACCGCAAGCCAAAAUGCAUUAUUUCCAAUCGUGUGAUCAACGCGUCCUGGUAG